AUGUCUUUGACGGACUCAGAGCUGCGCAAUGAUCCACGAAUUAAGAAAGCACUGGCUUCGCAGUUCGAUGCGUUCACAAACACGCUGAUGAAUUCAGCGCCGCCACAACCUCUGUCCCAGCUAACACAACCAUUUGCGCAGCAGUCCAGCGCCGCAACGAGCGCGCCGAUCGUUGCACUGGCUACAUCAUCUGCCGCAGCAAUUACGCCAACCGCGUCGCAGAUUGCUUCUGCGACACAGCUUGCACCAAAUGCUUCAGCUUUUGGGAAGGACGAAACGAGUGUUCCGAAGUUAUCCGAUACACGUGUGUCGUUUGGACGUGAUCCACGUAAGAGAGCGUCAGGCAGUGACCAUCGCAUCAUCACGGACCCACGUUUGGUUUCGGCAGCAGCGAAUCCUGCACUGGACUCACGCUUUGUCUCGCCGAACGGUGUAACACACGCGUCAGCAUCACUGGUGGAGCCACGUGCUGCUGUUGACGCGUUAUAUUCGGUAUCGGUGCAACAGCAGCGUGCGAAUCAAGCUCGUGAUCAGGAUCAUCGUCUGCAGUCGUCUGCGUAUCACGAGUCGUCAGCUGUUCACCACGUUGAUGAACGUAUCUCCGAAAGGACUGUUGGUGCAGAAGGAGGUCGCCGUGGUUGGAUGUCCCAAGCACGAGCUACAAUCGAUCCUCGUCAAGUUAAAAGAUAUGGAGCAUGCUCGUACAGAAGUGAACAGAUCAGCGCCGGAAGUAGCCAGGAUCGUGAUGAACGAGAGCUGAAUCAUGUCAAGCCAGAAACGAACACGUCGACAAAUACGACAACCACAGCAGCGCCACAAGCUCCACUGUCGUUGCGUGAAAAACGCAAGAAUAAUGAAUAUGAAAGUCCACUAAGCCGAAUUCCUGGGCCCACUCGGUGGACGUAA
Gongylonema pulchrum is the source of this 906-nucleotide messenger RNA. NCBI's taxonomy places the organism in Eukaryota, Metazoa, Nematoda, Chromadorea, Rhabditida, Gongylonematidae. The record is from the annotation of a GenBank genome assembly.